Molecule: messenger RNA, 2755 nt
Organism: Cucurbita pepo subsp. pepo (vegetable marrow)
Lineage: Eukaryota; Viridiplantae; Streptophyta; Magnoliopsida; Cucurbitales; Cucurbitaceae
Product: putative glycosyltransferase At3g07620
Molecular function (GO): glycosyltransferase activity
Source: RefSeq, a predicted model, not a curated record
GAACGUAGAAGUUCGGAUUCGGAGACGACUUCUCUGUUUCUGAUUAGAAAUGGGCAGAAAUUUCCUUUUUCAUCAAAGAUUCGAAUCUCCUUGAUGUACCGGAUGAGAUUUGGGAUUUGCGACUGGAAAUUAUUGAUUCAUGCACCAAUGGAUUGGAGCUCAGCCCCACAGAUGGCUCUGUGAUAACCUUCCAAUGAUUGCCGCUUCAUUCUCUCUGAAACGGCGGGCCAAUCCACGUCCCAACAUUAACGAACUCGUAAGCUGGUCCUCAUUCUAUAUCCCUUCUUGCCUUUCUUGGUGAACUUCGUUUUUUCACUUGUCGUCAUCUAGAAUCUAGAUUCUCCUUCAAAAAGAGUUGGGACCUACCAUUUCCCUGGUAAAAGCACUUUACAGAUUCUUAUAACGUUUCCUUCCUGAUUGCAAUGAUCUGUUGGAGAUUUCGAUUUAAGAAAUGAGGUAUAAUUAUCAAUCAUUAGUUCAUAAUCUAUGGGGAUUCAGAACUAGUAUGGUAUAUCUAAUUUGUAUCUGGGAAGAGAGGAAUUGGUAUAUUUUGCACGCGUAAUAAGUUGAUUUGUUCGGUAUGUUGCUACAGUCUACAGAGACAGAUUUUUUAUUCCGUCUAUCGUGUAUUGAUCUUAUUAUGGCUACCUCUGUUUAAUGGAGAUAUUUGUCUAUCAAUUGUGCGAUUUGGAAUACUGACGAGGUAAUUGGUUGGAUUUUUGGCGAUAUGGAGAUCCGGCGGCUUCUCAUUAUCAUAAUUAUGAUACUUAUUACUGUCUUUUCUUUCCAAUAUUCUGUGUUUCAGUACACAAAAAGUUUAAACGAUAAGGCCUCAACUCUUAUGAUGGUUCAGAAUGUCUGUCAUAUGAACAAUUUAGGACUUUGUAGAUUUGAUACAGUUGAUACGGGUAUUAACAACUUGGAUACAAAGGAAAAUGUUGAUUAUGAUACUAACAACAAGGUAAGAACAGAAGUUGUUGAUUUGACCUCAAAAUUCUUGAAGAAAGAGUCCUUUGAUGAGGAGGAAAAGAGUAAUCUGACAGAGGAUACUGUUGUAAGGGAAACGAAUGCAGAAUUAAGUUACAGUCCACUGAUGAAGGGAGAUGUUUUAGAAGAUAGUAACAUGACAGCCGAUGAAGGAAAAGCCACUAGCAGUCCAGGUGUGAGUGAAAUUGGAAAUCAAAGCAUAGUUGUUUCAAAACAAUCCCAUGGAACUAUGAACAAUAGCAUUAAAAAGGUUGAUCAUAAAUAUUCUAACAUUUCCGCGACUCCAGAUGCAUCUGCUGGCCAAGAAGAGGAUACAAAAAGCAGUAUGGAAGAAUUAGAAAACGAUGAUGGAAUUGUGCCAGGGAAGAAAGAUUCAGUUGUCUUGAAUGACAGAAAGGUGGGGCCAGACAUAUCAACAUUGAGUGGGCCAUUUAUAUCCAUAUCUCAAAUGUAUUCAAAGCUAUCAAGGGCUCACAAGUCUUCUUGUUUGAAGAGGCGGCAAUGUCCACAGACAUCCCGACGUGAUCGUGAACUACACUAUGCAAGACGGGAGAUUGAAAAUUCUUCUGUGUUAAGGAGCACUCCAGGAAUUAAUGCUUCUAUUUUCAGAAACAUUUCCAUUUUUACAAGGAGUUACGAGUUGAUGGAAAAAAUGCUUAAAGUCUAUAUAUACGAGGAAGGAGAAAAACCCAUUUUCCAUCAGCCUAUAUUGACUGGAAUAUAUGCCUCAGAAGGAUGGUUUAUGAAAUUAUUGGAAGAAAACAAAAAGUUUACUGUGAAGGACCCUAAGAAAGCUCAUUUAUUUUAUUUGCCCUUCAGUUCACAGUUCCUAAGGGUCGCAUUUGGAAACAAAUUCCGCAACAAGAGGGAUCUACAAAAGCUUCUCAGGAAGUACAUUGACUUAAUUGGGAAGAAGUAUCCUUUUUGGAAAAGAAGUGGAGGAUCAGACCAUUUUCUUGUUGCUUGUCAUGACUGGGCUCCCAAGCUCACAAAGCGUUUGGUGAAGAACUGCAUCCGAGCACUCUGCAAUGCAAAUGCUGCUGCAGACUUCGAAAUUGGAAAAGACACCAGUUUACCAGUAACUUUUGUACAUUCAAACAACAGCCCCAUAGACGAUAUCGGUGGGAAACCUCCUUCCGAAAGGACCACGUUGGCAUUCUUUGCUGGGAGCAUGCACGGUUAUCUCCGGCCUAUUCUUCUACACUACUGGGAAAGCAAAGAACCUGACAUGAUGAUUGUUGGCCCAAUGCCUCAUAGCAUUGAAGGGAAAAGUGCCUACAUGAAGCAAAUGAAGAGAAGCAAGUAUUGCAUAUGUGCUCGAGGCUAUCAAGUUCAUACGCCUCGGGUGAUCGAAGCAAUUCUCAACGAGUGCAUCCCUGUGAUUAUAUCAGAUAAUUACGUCCCUCCCUUCUUCGAGGUAUUGAAUUGGGAAUCAUUCUCGGUGUUUGUUAAAGAGAGAGAUAUACCGAAUUUGAGAGACAUUCUCCUCUCAAUCCCAGAGGAGAACUACCUUGCAAUGCAUUCAAGAGUGAAAAUGGUGCAACAACACUUCCUUUGGCACGAAAAGCCUGCAAAGUAUGAUGCAUUUCACAUGAUCCUUCAUUCAAUUUGGUACACGAGAGUGUUUGAGAUCAAAACCAACUGACAUUAGACAAAGUUUGAUUCUGGAUUUAACAAGACACUCAAUUGUUACAAUGGUAGGCCUCAUCCAUGUUCCUAAUGUAGUUUGUACAAGUCUUGAAUGAGGGAAGGAAAUUAGUUUUGGUUA